Molecule: messenger RNA, 3622 nt
Organism: Suillus subalutaceus
Lineage: Eukaryota; Fungi; Basidiomycota; Agaricomycetes; Boletales; Suillaceae
Product: CHAT domain-containing protein
Exons: 5
Coding region: 36-3410 (1124 amino acids)
Molecular function (GO): protein binding
Source: RefSeq, a predicted model, not a curated record
CUCAACUCAUCCUCUUUUCUCGUCACUCCAUCAUCAUGCUUAGUAGCUGGGAAGGCCGAUAUAUCAGACUUGAACUCAUCAGGGUAAACGAUCUUCCACUCCCUUCCGAGCGCAUACCUGCAGGUUUUUACGUCUCCAUUAAUGUUGAUUCGAGGAGGCGCUGGAAAUCACCCGUCCGAGUAUUAUCAUCCGACGAAUCUGAAGUGUUGGGCGACAUCGUGAUUUUGUCAUUAUGCGAGAUACCCAAAUUAUCGAUGGAGCUCAGAGUAUCCUAUGAGCUCGGUCGAAUGCUAGGCAAUGGGGAAGUCGUUGCAAAACUAGAAACGUUGUGGGAUGAGCUACUCGAUCGCGGAGAUCAGUCUUUCGACAUCUCCUUCCCACCCGUUGGUGACUAUCACCCUUCCCUUACUCUGAAGGCCGCCGUCAUACAUCCUUGCGAGAAUCAGAACAGCGCACUCUUUGACUCCAUCGUUGAAUGUGAUAUUGCUCGAUACACGGAUGCGGGCCAUGAACAAUUUGCCACAUACGUGGCAAGCAACACAGUCUCUCACCUGAACUAUGCUGUACAGCAUUUUCAGUUGGCCCUGGAUCAAUGUCAGGUCGGCCAUCCUGACCAGGCAGCGGCUCUUACCAACCUCGCGUGGGCUCGCCUCCAAUGCUACAUUCAAAACAAUCUUGAAGACAUCGACUCUAUCACUUCUCUCUUCCGCCAAGCCCUUGCAUUGCGUCCGCAGGGUCAUCCCGAUCACCCAUCAUCUAUCUGUCACCUCAUUCAAGCGUUGAUCUGGCGCUACAGCAAGGAGAACUUCACCGCCGUCUACAUCCACGAAUCCGCGCAACUGGCCUGCAAGCUAUUGCCCCUCUGUCCGGAGGGCACCUACCUUCGUAGCAUCGUGACAGGGGCAAGUGGCGUCGAUUUUGUGAUCCGCGCAUGUAAUAAUCUUUCAACCGACACAUCCGAUGAAUGCAUUCACCUUCGACGAGUCGUGCUCGAGCUCUGUCCUCUGGGCAGCGAAUACCGUCACAAAGCCCUCCAUGAGCUUGCACAGGCAGUAGAAGGUCGCUUCAAACAAUGUGGUAGCAUUGAUGAUCUAGACGAGUGCAUUCAACAUCGUCGCGAAGCCGUUUCUCUAUGCCCCGAGGGACAUCCUGAAUACGAGACCUACCUGAAUAACUUGGCCUUGUCACUCAAAAUACGCUUCGAUUACCAAUGCAACUCUCAUGACCUCAACGAGGCCAUCUCUUUGUACGAAGAGGCACUGCGCGUUGGGAACAAAUGUCGUGAAUUUUCAUUGGACAACCUAGGACUUGCCCUCCGCACCCGUUUCAACCAAUGUAAUGAGGUUAACGACAUCGUUAGAGCCAUCGGCCUCCAUCGCGAGGCAUUGAUAUUGUGCCCGCCUGGGAAUCCAUAUCAUGAUUACACGCUUAACAACCUUGCCCUUGCGCUUCAAACCAAAUCGGAUGCCAGCGAGGAUCUCAAUGAGGUCAUUGACCUGUACCGGGAUUCGCUUCUCUUUACGCGGCUUGACGAUCCAGAGCGCCACAUAAAUCUCCACAAUUUGAGCUCAGCGCUCCGUUCUCGUUUCACGCACACCCAGAAGAAUGAAGAUAUCGAGGAGGCCAUUCAACUGUGCCAAGAAUCAUUGGAGGCUUUGACUUCACUGCAUCCAGACAGAUAUUUCAGCUACAUGCUGUUGCAGGAAGCCUACUUGUCUCGUUACAGAGUGCAGUGCAAGUCUGCUGAUCUGUCACUCGCUGUAGAGAACUUCAGACUGGCAUCACGACAUCCCACUCAAGGAUUUCCGGAACGUAUCAAAGAAGCUGUAGAAUGGGCUCGCCAAGCAGAAGUUUAUCGACAUGACUCUGCCCUCGAAGCAUACCAAAUGUGCUUGCAGCUUUUCGACAACCACGUAAUGACACGAUCGACGAUUAUCUCACGGCGUGAGGCUACAACCGCUUUUCGCGGUGCACAAUCACUGCCAGUAGAUGCAGCCUCAUGUGCCGUACGUCGUGACAAUUUGCGAUAUGCAGUUGAACUCGUCGAACAGGGUCGUGGUCAGCAGUGGUCACUGGCAUCCCGACUCAGGACUCCGCUGGAAGAUCUCGAGUCCACGAAUUCCAACAUAGCUCAUACGUUCUCGGAGCUCAGCAAGUAUCUGGCUGAUGCUCAAGGUUCCACGGUCAGCACGGACGGAGCUACCGCUGAUCAGGCAGCAAUAGAGUACAGGAGGAUUACGACGCAAUGGGAAGCUACGGUAUCUGAAAUCCGUAAUCUUCAAGGUUUCUCGCGGUUCCUGCUCCCACCUUCAUACGAAGACUUGCAAGCGGCAGCGCGUCAUGGCCCAGUCAUCAUCCUCAUUGGGAGCCAAUACUCGUGCAGUGCCAUCAUUGUCCCGACAUCAGGAGAGCCCCGCCACGUUUCCUUCCCGCGCAUCACUCUCACACAUCUGGAGACGCUCAAGAAGGACUUUGCCAGGGAGAUACGGCAAGCAUCUCGCAUGCGUCCAGAAGAGACGAGGAAGGAAUUGCAGGCCCUCUUGCGGACAGUAUGGGACGAGAUCAUGCUACCCAUCGUCAUUGUCCUCCAACGAGAUCUCAGAUUAACGUGCCGCUCUCGAAUCUGGCUGUGUCCAACUGCAGCCUUCACUUCCAUUCCUCUCCACGCAGCUCACCCCUUUCGAACAAAGGCCGACAGCCGUGGGCGGGAACUAUGCCUGGAGGAUGUCUACAUCUGUUCUUACACGCCAACACUUUCAGCUCUGAUCAGAUCUAGACAGAUGAUGAAGACACGUGUGACUCCGUCCUUUGUGACAGUCGGACAAAGUUCACCGGGCGCGGGGCAAGGCGAGGCGCUCUUGACUAUCGACAGCGAGCUUGAGCUCGUCCGCGAACUUGUCCCCGCGACGGCUAACCCCAUCACUCUCUCCGGCGAUGACGCCACGCGAGCAGGUGCGCUCGACGCUUUGCAACGUAACACCUGGGUACACCUCGCUUGUCAUGGAAAGCAGGACCGCGAGCAGCCUUACAAUUCACGUUUCGCCAUGAGAGAUGAACCUCUCACGCUGCUUGACAUCAUGGAGAACGACACUCCUCACGCUGAGUUUGCAUUCUUAUCAGCAUGUCAUACCGCCGUCGGCGAUGAGGAGACACCCGACGAGGUCAUCCACCUCGCCGCUGGUCUCCAAUUUUCUGGGUUCAAGAGCGUCAUCGGCACUCUGUGGGUCGUUGAUGAUGCUGUCGUGAAGCAUGUGGUAAAAGCCUUCUACGAGAAUAUGUUCAGUGAUUCGAAGGACGGUGGUGUCAUGGACUAUACGAAAGCGGCCUGGGCACUCAACCGUGCUACAAACGCCGUGAAGACGAAAGUGCCGCUUGAGCAGAGGAUGGUUUUCAUUCAUAUUGGUGUGUAGUUCCAUGUCGUAUUGCUUUUGUCUGGUACGGUUCCACGGGUUUGUUUAUAUUGCUAUAUUUUUCGUCUACCAGUACUUUAAGUUGUAGGAAUUACCUCAUCUCUCUCGUCUUCUUAGUUUUCUCUACCUCACCUGACAACACUCAAUCAGUGUAAGUAAUCAUUGAGGAAGGUGUCUAUCAUUGAGAUAUCUAUAUCAGCCCUGGAAACUUC